UCUCCCCUGCUGGAAGGAUCUGAUAAGGAGCCGCCGGGAGGAGGGAGGAACGGGACGAGCGCGUUUGGGGACGGCGAGCGGCUGCUGCGCGCGCCCCUCCUCUCUCCGCCGCGCGCGCGCGCAGCCUCCUCUCGCCUUUACGGGAGCCUGUUUGCAAUUCCUGCUCUUCAUGCCAGAGCCUGCAGCUGCCUCUGGUGCGUCCCGCUGCCGCCGUUGUGGGAAGCCGUCGCCCCGGCAUGAGCGACCGACGGCGGACUUCUCCCUCCUGAAGUGGCGGCGCAGAAGCGCAGAAGGACGCCGCAACUUUUCCACGAUCCCCCCGCCGUAGUCGGGAGGCUGCGUGGAGACACCUGACGGCGCGUAACGCCACGGCUGCGUGGCGAGCGUGGACUUUGCGGCAGUGAAGGAUUUAGGAAUGUGGAACGCGAGUCUGUGUCAGCGCGAAAGGACGAGCCUCUGCCCCCUGACGCCAUGACCGCCGCCGUGAACCUGACCUCCCUGCUCAAUGUGACGGAGCUCCACAACCACACCAGGGGAUGCUCCCUCACCAAGACGGGCUUCCAGUUCUACUACCUGCCCACCGUCUACAUCAUGGUCUUCAUCACGGGGCUGGUGGGCAACAGCGUGGCCAUCUGGAUGUUCGUGUGCCACAUGAGGCCGUGGAGCAGCAUCUCCGUCUACAUGUUCAACCUGGCCCUGGCUGACUUCUGCUACGUCCUCUCGCUGCCCUUCCUCAUCUUCUACUACUUCAACAAAACCGACUGGGUGUUCGGGGACGUGCUGUGCCGCCUGCAGCGCUUCAUAUUCCACGUGAACCUCUACGGGAGCAUCCUGUUCCUGACCUGCAUCAGCGUGCACCGCUACACGGGGGUGGUGCACCCGCUCAAGUCCCUGGGGCGGCUGAAGAAGAAGAACGCGGUCAUCACCAGCGCCGCGGUGUGGGCGCUGGUGAUCCUGGGCAUCUCCCCCAUCCUCUACUACUCCAGGACCGGCCUGAAGCGCAACGCCACCACUUGCUACGACACCACCACGGAGGACGAGCUGCCGGGCUACUUCAUCUACAGCAUGACGCUGACCGCGUUCGGCUUCUGCGUGCCCUUCAUCAUCAUCUUCUGCUGCUACGGCAUGAUCGUCAAGGCGCUGAUCUGCAACGACAUGAACAACGCGCCGCUGCGGCAGAAGUCCAUCCACCUGGUGAUCAUCGUGCUCGCCGUCUUCGCCGUCUCCUACCUGCCCUUCCACGUGAUGAAGAACCUCAACAUGAGGGCGCGGCUGUACUUCCAGAGCCCCGACAUGUGCGAGUUCAACAACCGCGUCUACGCCACCUACCAGGUCACGCGGGGCCUGGCCAGCCUCAACAGCUGCGUGGACCCCGUGCUGUACUUCCUGGCCGGCGACACCUUCCGGAGGAAGCUGUCGCGGGCCACCAGGAAGCCGUCCCGGAAGGGCGACCACGCGCUGCAGUCCAGGAGCGAGGAGACGGCGCUCAACAGCCUGGCGGAGUGCGUGGAGAACGGGGAGCGGAGGCUGUGAGCUGCGCGUUUAAUGCACCGAUGGAGUGUAGAAGCAGGAUGGUAGUUUAGACUUCAGACACGUAACCCUGUCAUAGCCAUUAGUCGCUCCUGGAUGAGCUAUGGUCCCGCACGCGUGUUCCGCUCCAGACGUCAGAGCCGCCGCGCCUCACUUUUAGGUCGCCCUCCAUCAAAAUGAGCCGUGGGAUCGGACGGGCCCCGGGGGGAGAACGGGCUUUCACUCCAGGUAAUAAUGGCCCCCCGUUCAGGAGCUGCGUCUCCUGCAGCCGCUGAGCUGAUGCUUAAUCAAUAGCUAUUAGGCAGGUGAUGAGCCGGUGGUUAAAGGAAGUGGACGGCUUUUAGAGGGAAAUGUAAAUGCACUGACCCCCCCCUCAUGUCUAUUACCCACCAGGUGAGAGGUGCGGUCCACUCGCAGCUCUGAGGUCAAGCAGUCUUUCUGCUACUAACAGUAUUUCGUGUAUGUGCAAACCACCGUCGACGUGUGUUAUUCCGGGCGCGGCGCUGCACAGGAUGUCGUGACGUCCCACAUUCGUUCGUGCGCGUCGCUCCGCGUCAGCGUGACUCGUCCAGACAUUAGUGCGGCGUCCGUGAGACUCCAGGCGACUCGCGUGUUCGUGGAGUGAGAACAUGAGCUGCGCUGAAACGCGCACACGCGGUCGCCUGCCUCGUGACGCCAUCCACAUAUUGAAGAGUUGUUUGUUAAAAAAAAAAAAAUAAUACCUCAGAAAAUACUGCACUGUGUCUGUGUUUGGGCAGAUGAUCGUUUCUGUUUCGUAUCUCUUGUAUUUUUUCCGGAGCUCUCACUGUACAUAUUUUUACCUGUAGAACUAGAAGUAGGUGUUUGAUGUCUGUACUAAUUGUAAAUGUGUAAUGUGUUGUCAAGAAAGGAAGUAAAUCAACCUGUACAGUACAUCUGAGGCCACGUGUAUCUUUGUCAAUAAAUUUUUAUAUUUAAAAUGA
Betta splendens (Siamese fighting fish) is the source of this 2492-nucleotide messenger RNA. It is a transcript of the gene p2ry1, whose product is annotated as purinergic receptor P2Y1. Gene Ontology annotation, cellular component: plasma membrane. Lineage: Eukaryota; Metazoa; Chordata; Actinopteri; Anabantiformes; Osphronemidae. Gene Ontology annotation, biological process: phospholipase C-activating G protein-coupled receptor signaling pathway; relaxation of muscle; platelet activation. The record is from RefSeq and is a predicted model, not a curated record. Gene Ontology annotation, molecular function: ATP binding; G protein-coupled ADP receptor activity; G protein-coupled ATP receptor activity. The coding region runs from base 472 to 1533 and encodes 353 amino acids. The transcript is spliced from 2 exons.